CACACACACUCACACACACACUCCGGUCUACGCAUUCAUCGGGGUGAAUUUUGGAGGAUUUUAGGGAAACAACAACGGAGCAGAAACAGAGAGGAGUGUUAGUGAGCCGCUCCAGCAGGGCUGCUUCCACUCAGCCUUCCUGCACUUUAUCCUCAGACUGUCCACGCGGGGACCGAGCAUUUCCACGCGCUGGCAUUUCAGCGAGCGGAGCGCAGAGAGCCGGGAGGGAUUUUACAAUAGAAACUCAAUUCCUCUGCGGAGAAGAAUAGCAGAGGAGGAGGAGGAGGAGAGGAGGAGGAGUGACAGAUAAGCCUGGAAUGAGGAGGACCUCCAGAUUCCUGGCGUGCUGCGGGGUGACUGAUGGAUGAAUGUGGGCAUCUGUAGGCUAAAAACGGGCGGCAGGUAGAGAGCAGCGGGGAGCUUUGGUCUCCAUUGGCUGCAGGGUUUCUCUCUUUUUUUUUUUUUUUUACUCUUUGCCCCCCAGGGUUAAAGAAAACCCCCCAAACAGGAGCGGUUCUCAGCCACAGGUCAUACCGGACACUCGCUGGGGGGGUUGGGGGUGAUUUUCCUCCAGAUCAGCCAAGGACAAGCAGACAGAAGGAGGCUGAAGGAUCCGGACAGGAGGACAUGUAUCUGACAGCGACCCUUCAGGCUCCAGACUGAUCCCAGCUCAGCUUCCUGCGGCCAGAGGCGCACAGAAAGGCGCGACGCUGCGCUCCGGUUCCCGGCUGCUCCCUCAAUCUAUCCGCUCAGCAUGGCGGGGCUCGGAUGCUGCUGCUGCUGGAACUAUUACCUCUGGAUCUUUAUUCUCAUGUGCAGGUCUGCGCUGCCCUCUGCUAAGACUCUGGAGACAAUCAUCUGGAGCUCAACCAAUCAAAAGUUUCUUCCUGGAAAAGGUCUGGUAAUCUACCCAGACAUCGGGGACAAGCUGGACAUCAUCUGUCCCAAAGCGGACCAGGGACGAGAUUACGAGUUCUACAAGCUGUAUCUGGUGAAGAGAGAGCAGGCGGAGAGCUGCAGCACUGUGCUGGACCCCAACGUGCUGGUGAACUGCAACAAGCCUGAGAAGGACAUCAAGUUCACCAUCAAGUUCCAGGAGUUCAGCCCCAACUACAUGGGCCUGGAGUUCAAGAGGAAUGUCAACUAUUACAUCACCUCUACCUCCAACGGCACGGUCGAGGGUCUGGAGAACCGCGAGGGAGGUGUGUGCAAGAGCCGAGCCAUGAAAGUCAUCAUGAAAGUCGGGCAAGUCCCGAAUGCAGCGAACCCGGAGGGGCCGGAAACCCCAGAGGAGAACGCCAUACCGGAGUCCAGCAGUUCCGGUCCACCCGACCCGAGCAAGACUGGGCCUGUGAUGCCAGGAAUCCCUGGCCCUAAGAUUCAGGACGACCCGGGUUCCUCUUCCAGUUCCGAGGGCUUCUUCAGCUCCAAGGUCGCCGUGUUCUCCGCCAUAGCGAUCGGCUGCAUCGUCUUCCUCGUGCUCAUCCUGCUCGUCGUCAUCCUCCUCAUCAAGGUGCGCAAGCGCUCCAGGAAAAAUGCCCACUCGCAGGCCCGCCCCUCGGCUUUGUCGCUCAGCACUCUGUCUAACCCCAAGCUGCCCGGCGGCACGGCCGGCACGGAGCCCAGUGACAUCAUCAUCCCCCUGCGGACAGAGAACAACUACUGCCCCCACUACGAGAAGGUGAGCGGGGACUACGGUCACCCGGUCUACAUCGUCCAGGAGAUGCCUCCGCAGAGCCCGGCCAACAUCUACUACAAGGUCUGACGUGCUUCGCGGAGCAGCAGCAACGGCCAGCAGAGAGAAAAAAAGAGGAGCGCUUGAUUUACGUUCUUGGGAAGAACUUUUUCCUUCGCAUUCGGGGACUUGAAGCCCCCGGUUAUUUGUACCACCUGCUGCACAAAUCUGGAGAAACAUGUACUGACCAGUCACCAGCGGGGUUAGGGAGCUGACUGAUGAGACCCCCCCCCACACACAGCCUUCCUUUCACCCCCGACCGUCGACCCUCUCAAAAGGCUCCCCUCCCACCCUGUACGUCCCCCCCCCCCACUGCCAGAGAGGCGGGAGCGGAGCGUCCGACCAACAGAUGGAACUCUCUCUGUUAACGGACGGAAUAGAACUUAUCUCAUCUCCCUGAAGUACAGUCUGCGCUACACCCAAUUAAACACCAUCCCAGCACACACCAGCCGGAAACAGGCGGGGGGCACGGGGGGCGGGGGGGUUUGGUGCAGAGAGCCAUUUGGUCUGCAGCUUGUGUCCAAACAAGAACGGAAAAUAAAGACAGAAGUGGGUGUGUGUGUGUGCAGAUCUGUGCAUGUGACGGCGGUGGGGGGGGGCGCCGUUUCUGGGCCAUGGAAAACUCUCCAGAUAGCUCAGGUAUCUUACACAGUGUGUGGAAUAAUGUGCUCCUCUCCCUGACGCACCUCUGAUGUUUGCCUUACUUACUAUUUUUGAUGGAGGAUUUCCUUGAACCCUGAUUAAGUUCACAAAGCAGUUGUAUUUUGUUAGACUUUUCCUACGAGUGCACAAUGUAUAGAAACUAAACCCGUCAUCGUCACGCCGCCAUCUCCUCUCCGCCUGCAUCAUCUUAUCGUUUUUACUUUCUAAGGAGGGACUUUAACCUGGACUCCAGCUCUGGAGGCGUGUCGGCGGAUCCCUCCAGCGCCGCUCUGAUGUCAGUGUGUAUUUCAGGGUGUGCCCUCAGUCAGGGCGGUUGGACAUGUCCGGACCAGUUCUUCUAUGAGGGGAGACUUUAUUGGAUUUGAUGUCUAGAUACUGUAGCCUCAGCU
Molecule: messenger RNA, 2787 nt
Organism: Cyprinodon variegatus (sheepshead minnow)
Lineage: Eukaryota; Metazoa; Chordata; Actinopteri; Cyprinodontiformes; Cyprinodontidae
Gene: efnb1
Product: ephrin-B1
Exons: 5
Coding region: 755-1765 (336 amino acids)
Biological process (GO): axon guidance; ephrin receptor signaling pathway
Cellular component (GO): plasma membrane
Molecular function (GO): ephrin receptor binding
Source: RefSeq, a predicted model, not a curated record